Nerophis lumbriciformis (worm pipefish) is the source of this 1902-nucleotide messenger RNA. NCBI's taxonomy places the organism in Eukaryota, Metazoa, Chordata, Actinopteri, Syngnathiformes, Syngnathidae. The record is from RefSeq and is a predicted model, not a curated record.
CACCGCCGAGCCGGACACCUCACCACGGGAAACAUGGAGGCUGCGGCCGAGGAGCUGCUGGCCGGCUCUCGGCUACCUGUCACUAUCGAUCAAAUAGUUAACGAUACACUAUUGGUGACGCUGACCUAUCGAGAAAGGAGCUACACAGGGAUAUUACUUGAUUGCAACAAAAAGACCGGGCUGUUCUGUUUACCUGAUUUCACAGCAAAACCAGUCGACUUUGUGGUAUCUGAAACAACAUGUGAAAUAGCAGAUGUUCAGGGUGAGGAGCAAGAUGCCAACUCUAUCGGCCAGGAAUCACGAAGACCAAAGGAUGAAAAUACUCUCCCCAAAAGUAGUAUAGCUACUGCACCUCCACUUUGCCCUGUGCCCACACUAAUGCCAGCUGGGCAGACGCCAUACCCUCCUUAUUUUGAAGGAGCACCCUUCCCCCAGCCUUUAUGGGUACGCCACAGCUACAGCCAAUGGGUACCGCAGCCCCCUCCACGACCCAUUAAGAGGAAGAAGAGGCGGACCCGAGAGCCUGGCCGCAUGACGAUGAGUACUAUCCGUCUGCGGCCACGGCAGGUACUUUGUGAAAAGUGUAAAAACACCUUGAAUAGUGAGGAGGACAGCAAAGAUGGCUUAAACAAUGCAAAGAACUCCAGAAAAGAGAAUACACUACAUAGUGACGAUGAUGGAGUUGACAAAGACACACCCAAUAAGCUCUCAAAGAAAAAUGAUGUAGUUCUAACCAAGGACAAUAAGAGACGGGAAAAUGGCACCAGCAUUGACAGCAAGCGCUUCAGGAGAGAAAAAAGAAGUGAAGCUGAAGGGGAAAGGUUCCCUGGAAGUGACGUUAUCCCACACAGUCCAGUCAUAAAGAUUUCAUACAGCACUCCACAGGGCAAAGGAGAGGUAAUGAAGAUUCCUUCGCGAGUCCACGGUUCAAUAAAACCCUUCUGUCCAAAGCAGCUAAGGCAUAAUGGCUUGGCAGAAAACGGCAAGAUACCUUCUAAUUCUGCAAAAGAGCAAAGACACAUUUUAGAUGCUCGGCGGUCUGGCCUCACUGUAUCCAUUCCCAAACUCAAACUGACAAGGCCGUUCACCACUGUGUGUCAGGAUAUAGAAUCUCCAAAUAUCCGCCUGAGACACCCAAAGAGGGAGCACGAUGAGAGCAUGGUCGAAUACGAGGCGGAACUUGUAGGAAAUGCGAGAAGGCGAAGUCCAAGGGCACCCGGACCCUGUCUCACCCACUCUGAAGACUCUGGGGAAGGCAAGAACUCUCUGGAGUUGUGGUCAGGAAGUUCUGGAGAGGAAGCAGAGCGUGGCCACAAUGACCUAACCCUUCUCAUCAAUUUCAGGAAGCGAAAAGCAGACUCCUCUAGCUUGUCAGUUUGCAGCAGUGACAGCCUAGAUGAGUCCAAGUCCUUCAGUUCGGAUGGUACGUCACCCGAGCUGUGUGAUUUGGCACCUGGUGAAGACCUUUCCGUAACUUCGUCUUCUAUACCUUCACGGGACGAUUGCAAGACUGUGCCCCCGAUCACUGUGCGAUUACACACUCGCAGCAUGACAAAGUGUGUCACAGAAGAAGGUCACGCUGUGGCUGUGGGAGACAUUGUGUGGGGAAAAAUCCAUGGCUUCCCUUGGUGGCCUGCCCGUGUCCUCAGCAUCAGUGGGACCCGCAAAGAGGAGACUGCCACAUGUGAGGCUCAGUGGCCCCAGGCAAAGGUGGCAUGGUUUGGUUCCCCUACCACAUCCCAGCUCUCUGUUGCCAAACUUUCACCUUUCAGAGAGCUUUUCAGGUCCCGUUUUAACCGCAAAAAGAAAGGGAUGUAUCGGAGAGCCAUCUUGGAGGCAGCCAAGGCUGUUGGACACAUGAGCCCAGAGAUUACAUCACUACUUUCUCACGGCGACACAUAG